Messenger RNA from Arabidopsis thaliana (thale cress), 522 nucleotides. RefSeq names its product outer envelope membrane protein (gene OEP6). NCBI's taxonomy places the organism in Eukaryota, Viridiplantae, Streptophyta, Magnoliopsida, Brassicales, Brassicaceae. The transcript has a single exon. The coding region runs from base 53 to 262 and encodes 69 amino acids. The record is from RefSeq and is marked reviewed.
AAACGGUGUGUAAGUGAAGAAGAAAAAUAAGGAAGAAGAAGAAGCAGCAGCAAUGGUGGAGAAGUCAGGAGGAGAAGUCAAUUUCCCAAAAUUGGAGAAACCAACAGGCAAGAAACAGACAGCGACGGUUGUUGUGGGAGUGUUGGCGGUGGGAUGGCUGGCGAUAGAGCUCGUGUUUAAGCCAUUGUUCAAGAAGCUGAGCUCCUCCAAGGACAAAUCCGAUUCCGACGAUGCCACCGUCCCUCCCCCGUCGGGCGCCUGAAUAUGGUGAGUGAGAAUUUAACAAAGCCUCUGCGGGAGACACGUGUGUUGAAGCUCAUUUUAUUAGCAAAUCUUGUGUUUCUUUUUGUAAUAUCGUUCGGACUUUUACGUACUGCUUUGAUGAUGUCCUUUUUUAAUUUAUCCCCCCUUUCAAAUAAAAUCCCGACAAGGAUAAUAAAAUCAAUGAGAGAUACGAUGUAAUUGGUUUUUAUUUUCUUGUUUGUCUUGGGUUUUGUUGGUAAUAAAUAAAUCUUGAUUAAA